Cynara cardunculus var. scolymus (artichoke) is the source of this 708-nucleotide messenger RNA. RefSeq lists its product as uncharacterized. Gene Ontology annotation, molecular function: DNA helicase activity. The record is from RefSeq and is a predicted model, not a curated record. Bases 1 to 708 code for a protein of 235 amino acids. Gene Ontology annotation, biological process: telomere maintenance; DNA repair. The transcript has a single exon. NCBI's taxonomy places the organism in Eukaryota, Viridiplantae, Streptophyta, Magnoliopsida, Asterales, Asteraceae.
AUGCCUGGAGGGAGAACAGCUCACUCUAGAUUCAAAAUUCCUCUCAACCUUGAUAAUAACUCAAUGUGCAACAUAAGAAAACAAAGUGGGGCUGCUAAAUUGAUUCGAGAUGCAAAAAUAAUCAUAUGGGAUGAAGCGUCGAUGGCAAAGAGCCAAGCAGUGGAGGCGCUCGAUCGAACAAUGCGAGACAUCAUAGGGGUGGCACUCCCAUUCGGCGAAAAGAUAAUGGUUUUGGGGGGUGAUUUUAGACAAGUAUUACCGGUCGUGAGGCGUGGAACCCGAGCACAGAUUGUAGAUUCUAGCUUACGGAUGUCACCUCUUUUAACAACGAUUAAAAAUAUACGGUUAACGCUCAAUAUGAGAGCACGCACUGAUCUGUGGUUUUUAGAAUUUUUAUUAAGAGUCGGUGAUGGAGAUGAAGAAGCGGUGGACAAAAUAUUUAUUCGCAUACCGGAUGACAUGACCAUUCCCUAUGCUGAUAAAGGUAAGUCAAAAGAUGCAUUGAUUGAUGCAAUCUUUCCAUCUCUACAAAUCAACGGAGCUGAUUCCGAUUAUAUCAUUUCGAGGGCGAUAUUGUCAACUAAAAACGAGAAUGUUGACGAGAUUAAUGAUCAGUUGAUCGACAAGUUUUCUGGAGAUGAAAAAUAUACUACAGCUUCGACGAAACAAAAGAUGAUAAGAACAACAUCUAUCCAAUGGAGUUCUUAA